Achroia grisella is the source of this 3497-nucleotide messenger RNA. RefSeq names its product delta-1-pyrroline-5-carboxylate dehydrogenase, mitochondrial (gene P5CDh1). The transcript has a single exon. The coding region runs from base 453 to 2153 and encodes 566 amino acids. Gene Ontology annotation, cellular component: mitochondrial matrix. Gene Ontology annotation, molecular function: L-glutamate gamma-semialdehyde dehydrogenase (NAD+) activity. The record is from RefSeq and is a predicted model, not a curated record. NCBI's taxonomy places the organism in Eukaryota, Metazoa, Arthropoda, Insecta, Lepidoptera, Pyralidae.
ACAGACGUCAGUCAGCUGAGCGGAGCCAAUAUAGAUUCUGAAAAAAAUAGCCUACCUGCACCGAGGUCACAGUAAAAAUACAUCAAAACAAAGAAAUUUACGUAAUUCUGACCCGCCGUGAGUUGGAUUAUUGAUAAAAUUAUUAUGUGCUGCGUCAAGUAGCGGAAAGAACACGAUCAGAAAUAAUUUAAAUCUCUGAGACAUUGCGUUGGGCAGUUUUUUCGCUUCGAUUCAACAGAAAAUGUGAACAAGUGUGAAGGUCAUUGUUUGUCGCUUUGUUGCCAAUUAUUACUAAUACUAGCCACUGGUGCGAGUGUCUCGCUCGCUCUAGCGGUCGACGUCGGUAGGGUCGCCCGUUUACGUAACACAAUUCACGAACAGCUGUUCCUUGCAACAGUGAAAUCCAAUAGAGUUAUAUUCUUGCGAACGAAACUUGUCAAGCAUCCAGCGACAUGUUGAACGCGUGCACCAUGUCGUUGCGCAGCGCGCGCUCCCUCGAGCGCUGCAUGUCCAGUGUAGUGGAACUUCCCAAGUUCCAGGACUUCGGCGUCAAGAAUGAACCGAUCCUCGGGUACAAACAAGGCAGCAAGGAGCGCACCGAGCUCGCCAACGAGCUGCAGCGCGCCUCCGGAGUCACCGAGGAAGUGCCGAUCGUUAUUGGAGAUGAGAACAUCAGAGAUGGUGAGCCGCGCUUUCAGGUGAUGCCCCAUGAUCACUCCCGUAAAAUCGCCAAGUAUUACUACGCUAGUGAGAGCACAAUCAAGAAGGCCAUUGAUGUGUCGGUCCGGGCCCAAAAAACUUGGGACAAAACACCAUUUGAAGAAAGGGUUCGCAUUUGGAACAAGGCUGCCGACUUGAUGGCAGGAGCGUACCGCCAGUCUCUUAAUGCUGCAACAAUGCUGGGCCAGUCCAAGUCAGUGAUACAGGCUGAGAUAGAUUCGGCAGCAGAGCUCAUUGAUUUUUACCGAUUCAACAUAUUCUUUUUGAAAGAAAAUAGCAAGUAUCAGCCAAUUUCUGAGGACCCCUCGGUGACCCGCAACUCUCUUAGAUUCCGUGGCAUAGAUGGCUUCAUCGCGGCCAUCAGUCCAUUCAACUUUACUGCUAUUGGUGGUAACUUAGCAUACACCCCUGCUCUAAUGGGAAAUGGAGUACUGUGGAAACCAUCAGAUACUGCAGUUCUGUCCAACUGGCGUAUCUUCAACAUUAUGCGAGAAGCUGGACUGCCUCCUGGCAUUGUUAACUUUGUUCCUGCAGAUGGCCCUACUUUUGGACGUACAAUCACAGCUUCUCCCCAUUUGGCAGGAGUAAACUUCACCGGCUCCGUUCCUACAUUUAAUUGGAUUUGGAAUGAAGUAGGUAAAAAUCUGCAAGUGUACCGUAACUACCCCAGAUUAAUUGGAGAAUGUGGAGGCAAGAAUUAUCAUUUCAUUCAUCCAUCAGCAGAUGUGGAAUCAGUUGUAUCGGGAACUAUUCGAUCAGCAUUUGAAUACUGUGGACAAAAAUGCUCUGCAUGCUCCAGAAUGUAUGUUCCUAAAUCUUUGUAUGAACCCAUCAAGGAAGGUUUGCUGCGAGAAAGGGCAAAACUUAAAAUUGGUGACCCAUCCGACUUUAGCAUCUUUACAGGUGCUGUGAUUGAUGACAAAGCAUUUGCUAGAAUAACAGGAUACAUCAAGAACGCUAAAAAUAAUCCCAAGAACACAAUCAUUGGUGGAGGAGACUUUGAUGGCAGCAAGGGGUACUUCGUUCAGCCCACUAUCAUUGUGACAACGGAUCCUCUUGACAAACUGAUGACAGAAGAAAUUUUUGGACCCGUUCUCACUAUUUACGUGUAUGAAGACAAAGACCUGCAGGAAACCCUAUCUCUUGUAGGCUCAUCUACUAAGUUUGCUUUGACAGGAGCUGUGUUUGCCCAAGACAAAGCUUUCCUUAAAACAGCACUGGAAGAACUAAAAUCGACUGCGGGCAACUUCUACCUCAAUGACAAGUCGACAGGCUCUGUUGUGGGCCAGCAGCCAUUCGGAGGCGGCCGAAUGUCGGGAACCAAUGACAAAGCGGGUGGUCCCAUCUAUGUGAUGAGAUGGACCACACCGCAGUCCAUCAAAGAGACCUUCGUCCCACUAAGAGACAUCGACUACCCUUACAUGAGGGAAUAAACACCCGACAUGUGCGGGACUGGUGACGAAAAUUACAAGAUCAUAUCUAAUUAUCCAGUUAUUGGCAGUUGCAUUGGAAACAUCACUUCAUAAAUUUAUGAGUACAAUAAUAGUUAAUUAGUAAAUAGUAUACUAUAAGUUAUUAUAAAUUAUUGUAGUACAUAUUUGCUUGUUUGUCUAGAAUGUUGUGUUGUGUUGGUAGAGAGAUGACAGUAGUCAGUGUGGACACAAUACCAUUGUUUAUCUGGAUUGUAAAGUUAAUUCACUGCUACACUAAAUGUAUAUCUGUCACAGAAAUGUUUACUAUUUCAGUUUAUGAAAUAAGCUAUAAACAUUGUGAGACAAUCUGUUUUUGUACACAAUAAUGUCAAUGUAUGAUUAUCUAACCAUAUUGUCGAAUAUUAUUUCCACUACAACUUGUAACAACAUUUAUUAUUUAAUAAUCUGACACUGACUACUUUCGGAUGUAACGCAGUUGAAAAUUUUAAAAUAAUAUUUAAGUGACGAAGAUGUCAAAAUUAUUAGUAUAAUUGAAACUCGUACCUACAUGCUAAAGUGAUAUGGAUAUGUUAUGUAGAUUGAUUAAUAAAAUGAUAAAUAUUGUUCACCUGCCCCGGCGGUGCAGUGCUGUAGUCGUUUUGUGCCCGUUAUAUUGCAUAGAUUUUCAUUUUGUAUUUAUAUAAGUGGAUAUCACUGCGCUGACCCGCGGCCCGUACCAAUGGUUCAUUCGGACUGGUUUAUGUCAACUCGUUGCGUAUUUGCUUUCCUCUUAUCAUUAAAACGGAAUUCAUAUCUAACGCGGGUACGUUUAUCUAUUUAUAGUUGGUUGGUUAUCGCGCUGCUCUCUGAGUAAUUGACUGCAUUUAUGCUUUUAUUUAUAUACACUAGCAACUGCAAAUGACACAAUGUCUCAUUCGAAAUAGCCUAAGGCAAGAAGUGAGAAGAAAAAUAUGUACUAUCUUAAAAGACAUGUGUCGAUAUAAUUAUAAGUAAAACGUUUGAUUUGACCUCAUAAAUGUGAAGCGACUGGUCGCUCUGUUCUCCUCCGCUCAAGAUGUUCAGUUUUAUAAACACGCUAGAUUCCUUAUCAUUAUAAGGACCUCUUCGGUACCUGUAUGUCUUUACAGAGUUGGGCCUCGUGUUACAUGCUCUUAGAUAAUAAUUACUAAAACAAUAUACCUAUUUUGAUUUAUAUUUCGCUUUUUACACACAUACAUUGUUAUUAACCAUUUUUAUGUUUUACUAAUUUAUUAUGUUCCUGUUUACUGUUGUUAAUCAUUACACUUUAUAGUAACUAUUGGUGUAAAGAUUUAAAUUUAAUUAUAACUAUAUUUCAGCAGUCUA